Messenger RNA from Labrus mixtus (cuckoo wrasse), 2567 nucleotides. Its product is annotated as neuronal acetylcholine receptor subunit beta-2-like. NCBI's taxonomy places the organism in Eukaryota, Metazoa, Chordata, Actinopteri, Labriformes, Labridae. Gene Ontology annotation, biological process: signal transduction; nervous system process; monoatomic ion transmembrane transport. The record is from RefSeq and is a predicted model, not a curated record. The coding region runs from base 467 to 2047 and encodes 526 amino acids. Gene Ontology annotation, cellular component: synapse; postsynaptic membrane; neuron projection. Gene Ontology annotation, molecular function: acetylcholine-gated monoatomic cation-selective channel activity; transmembrane signaling receptor activity. The transcript is spliced from 8 exons.
UCCUAUUCCUGGCUUUCUCUUGGGGGGUAACGGACUAUUAUUGGCACCUAUCUCGGGCUUCUUUUGUGCUUUGACAGCAAUUUAGGACUCAGAUGAACUUUUGCAGAGCACCUGAAAUUGUAGACGCUUCAACACAAACCUGAUGGAGAAACUUUGGACUUCAUCAAACCAGAAUAUGAUUUGUUAAAAUGACCUUUUCGGAUUUGUGACAGAUGCGGCUACGCAAAGUGAAUACCAGCUAAUCAAACAAGCGGAAGAUACAAUCAGGAGGAAGAUAUUGUCUUUGCCAAUUAAAUAUAUUCUACGACCUGUGAUCAGUUAUUUCGAUCAACCUUCUCCUGAAAUGCAAUUCUGCCUCCUCGAUGCUCAAUAUUCCAGCAACAGGACGCCGGCCGGAGUAGGUGUGUAGCAGCAACCAAAAAAGAGAAGAGCAGGGAUUUAUUAGAACAUUAGUAUUUCAUAAUCAAUGCACUUCGUCUUUGGAGGACAAAAUUGGAGGAGGGACACAAAACACUCCACGGAAAGCAUAAGGAAGAUGAUUACCGCCACUAUUCUCCUUCUCUCCACUCUCUCUCUUACAAGCAUCAGAGCAGAGAACGCAGAGGAGCGGCUGGUGAACUACCUAUUGGGUCCAGAGCGCUACAAUAAAUUGAUCAGACCAGCAGUCAAUAAGAGCCAACAGGUCACCAUUUCAAUACAGGUGUCUCUGUCUCAGCUCAUCAGCGUAAAUGAGAGAGAACAGAUAAUGACUACCAACUUGUGGCUUUUUCAGGAGUGGAAUGACUACCGGUUGAGAUGGGACCCAGACAAGUACGACGGAAUCAAGAAACUAAGAAUACCAUCCAAAAACAUCUGGCUUCCUGAUAUAGUGCUCUACAACAAUGCUGAUGGUGUGUACGAGGUUUCCUUCUAUUGCAAUGCGGUGGUAUCCAACACAGGAGACAUUUUCUGGCUUCCUCCAGCCAUCUACAAGUCAGCAUGUGCCAUUGCGGUCGAGAACUUCCCCUUCGACAAACAGAAUUGUACUCUUAAAUUCCGCUCUUGGACCUAUGACCACACAGAAGUGGAUCUAAUCCUCCCGAGUGAUUUUGCAAGCCGUGAUGACUUCACGCCAAGUGGAGAGUGGGACAUUGUCUCGCUCCCAGCACGUAAAAACGAGGACCCCAAUGACAUCACCUACUUAGAUAUUACCUAUGAUUUUGUGAUCCAGAGGAAGCCACUAUUCUACACCCUUAACAUGAUCAUCCCAUGUAUGCUUAUCACUUCUCUGGCUAUCCUUGGGUUCUACCUACCAUCAGAUUGCAGGGAGAAGAUGACAUUGUGUAUCUCAGUGCUCCUUGCCCUAACUGUGUUUUUGCUGCUGAUAUCAAAGAUAGUGCCACCCUCCUCUUUUGCAGUGCCACUUAUAGGUAAAUACUUGAUGUUUGCCAUGGUGCUGGUUACUUUCUCAAUUGUAACCACAGUCUGUGUCCUCAAUGUGUACCAUCGCUCCCCAUCCACCCACCACAUGCCUUACUGGGUCAAACACCUCUUCUUAGUUCGCCUGCCCACAAUCCUCCUCAUGAGGCGUCCAGGCUCUUCCAAUGUCCAUGGUAGACUCAUUCAAAGGUUAGUCAAGAAAAGCAUUUCCCAGAGUGGAACAGUGAAGAAGCAGUACUCCAACAACAGACUAUGUGGGAUACCAACAGACUCUGACUCUUUCAAUGUGUCUGACGACUUGUCAAACACAUUUCGCUGGAAAGUCGGUGACAUCCAAGAUGAUGACUGUGGGUAUCCAGACUCCCAGAGGGAUUUGGCAGUUAAGUGGGAUGCAGAUCUGGAGGAGGCAGUGGAUGGAGUCAGAUACAUUGCUGAACACAUGAAGACAGAAGAUGAUAAUGAAGGGGUAAUAGAAGACUGGAAGUACGUUGCCAUGGUGAUUGACCGCCUUUUCCUAUGGAUCUUCAUUCUGGUCUGUGUGGUGGGAACUCUGGGGCUGUUCUUGCAGCCGCUGUUUCAAAGCUAUAACACCCCCAUUGCUGAUGACACAGAGUAUGGAGACUUCUAGUCUUUUGUGACAUGAGGAUGAUCACAGCCAAAUUAAUGUCUUUGCUGGUUGGAAAUUAUAUGGAAUGAGCCCUGUCAACACAUCCAGUAACAACAGUCAUGGACAUUGAACAAGAAAAAAAAUAUAUAUAUAUAUUUUCUGCAUGGCUUUUAUUUUCUCAUGGGCUAGGCUUCGAAUUCAAGUUUUGCUGUCAUCACCGAUACAGAGCAGCCCUGGUGUGACUUAUUAAGAAAUGAAUUCAUAAGAAGUAACAAAGAUAACGGAUUUAAAAAUCCUUUAAAAGAGACUUUGGGGAACAUUUAAGGUAAAACACAUUUGAUAACCCAUUAUCUACACUCAGAGCACAGCUAACAUUAGCAUUCUGCCACUUUCUAUUUGAUCUUCAUGUUUAAGAAUGACAGCUACACAUCAAAGGUGCUUCAAUGCUCAUCUACAACACAUCUUUACAAUACCGAGGUAAAACUAUGGAGCUAUUAUUGUGACAAAACUAUUUGAAUAUGCAUACACAGAUCCAUAAAUG